AUGGCUGUGGUGGAUUCUGAGUAUUGUUUUGUUGUCAUUGACGUUGGUGCCUACGGGAGAGAAGGAGAUUCUACCGUUUUCAAAGAGAGCCCAUUUGGCCAAAAAUUAUAUUCUGAAGAGUUAGACCUCCCUACACCAGUUUACCUUCCUAACGCAACUGACUCUCCUCAACCGUUUGUUUUUGUGGCUGAUGAAGCGUUCGGGCUUCAUAAAAAUUUGUUAAGACCAUUCCCAGGUCGCGGACUAACUGAGAGAAGAAGGACUUUUAAUUACAGGCUAUCCAGGGCCAGGAGACUUGUUGAGUGUGCCUUCGGAAUAUUAGCCAACAAGUGGAGAGUGCUCCAUACAGCCAUUUUAGUGCAGCCAGAAUUUACUGAUGAUAUUAUUAAGGCUUGCUGUAUACUUCACAAUUUCGUCCGAAGACGGGAUGGGUAUAAAUUUGAAGAUACGCUUUCCAAUAAUUUGGACGAAUUUCAGAUGAAUGGAACUGCAGGAGCUCGACAAGAAGGAAUUAUAGUACGUGAAUAUUUUGCUGAUUAUUUUGUCAACGCUGGAUCCAUUCAUUUUCAACAACGUUACAUGUAA
This is a messenger RNA of Myzus persicae (green peach aphid), 585 nucleotides long. RefSeq names its product protein ALP1-like. The transcript has a single exon. The record is from RefSeq and is a predicted model, not a curated record. Bases 1 to 585 code for a protein of 194 amino acids. NCBI's taxonomy places the organism in Eukaryota, Metazoa, Arthropoda, Insecta, Hemiptera, Aphididae.